AUGCCGAAGCAGAAGGUGAUCGACCAGCCCAAGGCGAAAGAGAAGAAGAAGAUUGAUCCGAAGGCGGGGACCAACGACGACAAGAAGCUGAAACCGAAGAGCCAGAAAGAGUCAAAGAAGCCGGCGACGAAGGCCCAAGGAUCGAACAAGGAGCACAAGGACCCGGAGAAGUUGAAGGGCACCCAGCUGAAGUCCGGCUCCUGGGCUGCGGCCGAGGCGCUGAUCGAGUUCACGUCUAUUGAUGAAGCGAAAACGGCCAAGUACGCGCUGAACGGCGAAGAUAUCUUCAACAAUUCGUGCAGCAUCCGUGCCGAGUUUUUCCGGGAAAACAACGUGCGCAUUCGGGAUCUGGACGAGGACCAUCGAGUCUACAAUCCUGACGGCACGCCCGUUCCAUUGCCGAUGCCAUACGGGAUGCAGCGAGGCCCCGUCCCCCAUCCUGCUUAUGAACAGGCGGCAUACGCUUCGAUGGGAUACCCGCGUGAUCGAGCCUACCCCGGCAUGGCGAAUCCGGGAUUCCCGCCUCAAAUGUAUGGAUUCUUCCCCGGCACCCCACACCCUACGCCGGCGCCGCGCCGUGGAGGCCCUCGUCGUUCCGGCUUCGACCUGCCCGUCCCGCGCUGGCCC
Messenger RNA from Mesorhabditis spiculigera, 627 nucleotides. Lineage: Eukaryota; Metazoa; Nematoda; Chromadorea; Rhabditida; Rhabditidae. The record is from the annotation of a GenBank genome assembly.